Molecule: messenger RNA, 1448 nt
Organism: Panicum hallii
Lineage: Eukaryota; Viridiplantae; Streptophyta; Magnoliopsida; Poales; Poaceae
Product: phosphatidylinositol transfer protein 3-like
Exons: 6
Coding region: 450-1199 (249 amino acids)
Source: RefSeq, a predicted model, not a curated record
GUGCCGGCCGUCGUCGCGGAGCAGGACUCCCAACAGGCCGGGGCGGUCGGCAUCGGCGUCGUCGACUUCGCCGCCGGGCUGAGCUGAGCUUGCUCUCGCAAGGAAUCCGGAAAAGUCGAAGAGAAAACAAAGUCCAGCGCACGCCAUGCGACCCACGCCUCAGUUAUUACUAUCAUUACCAAGAUAAGACAGGGGCAGCUCGAUCUGUGCUGCAUCAUAUAUAACUAUUAGGGCUCGCGAUUGUGCCCUGCCGCCUGCUCGUUGAGCCAGCAGCGAUCCCCCACUCCUCCGCACCAGAGUCAAAGGCAAACAGGCUCCUCGUCGUCCUCACUACCUGUCUACCUGAGCACCGGCCCAGUUUCUUGGCAACCUCCUGCUGCUGCUCCUCGUCUCGUUCACCUCGAUCGUCACCGCUGCUGGAUCGAGGAGGCGGCGGAGGAGGGGUGAUCAUGGCGAGCGCCGCUGGAGGCGGAGCGGCGGGGGAAGGCGAGUGGCUCAAGGUCGCCGAGCUCAGGGCCACGGUCCAGGCGCAGGACCCCCACGCCAAGGAGUUGGACAACCUGACGCUGCGGAGGUUCCUGCGCGCGCGCGACCACAACGUCGACAAGGCCGCCGCCAUGUUCCUCAAGUUCCUCCAGUGGCGGAGGGAGGUGGCGCCCGACGGCUUCGUGCCGGAGGAGCAGGUCCGGAGGGAGCUCGCGCAGGACAAGGUCUGCAUGGGCGGCGUCGACAGGACCGGACGCCCCUUCCUCGUCGGCUUCCCGGCCAGGCACUACUCCGCCAACCGCGACAUGGCAGAGUUCAAGAGUUUUGUUGUCUACUUCUUCGACAAGAUCUGUGCCAGAAUCCCCAGAGGUCAGGAGAAAUUCCUCUGCGUCGUUGAUCUGAAGGGCUGGGGGUAUUCAAACUGCGACAUCCGGGCCUACAUCGCAGCUAUAGAGAUCAUGCAGAACUACUACCCGGAGAGACUCGGCAAGGCGCUGAUGAUCAAUGUGCCCUACAUCUUCAUGAAGGCGUGGAAGAUGAUCUACCCGUUCAUCGACAACAACACCAGGGACAAGUUCGUUUUCGUGGACAACAAGAGCCUGCAGGAGACGCUCCGCCGGGAGAUCGACGAGAGCCAGCUCCCGGAGUUCCUUGGAGGGAAGACGCCCCUGAUCCCCCUCAAGGACUGUGCCCAGCAGCCUGAAUCCCUUUGACCAUACACAUUGUGAGUAGUAUUUUUAGAGGAUAUGAGCACAUGAUGAUCCAUGGUUGUAACAGAGAUGUAUCUAAGGUCCCGAAAUAAUGGUGUAACUGUAAGAUGCAGCUGUGUCUGCUUGCAUGGGGCGGGAUCCAUUCACCAGUUAGACUGCAAACCAAUUAACCAAGCUCUGGCUGUAUGCAUAUGAAAACUAUGAACAGGAAGGCACCUUCCAAGCCACGACAAUCCCUUGCUGUUUCAGUUC